Molecule: messenger RNA, 4049 nt
Organism: Mobula hypostoma (lesser devil ray)
Lineage: Eukaryota; Metazoa; Chordata; Chondrichthyes; Myliobatiformes; Myliobatidae
Product: zinc finger protein OZF-like
Exons: 6
Coding region: 459-1982 (507 amino acids)
Biological process (GO): regulation of gene expression
Cellular component (GO): nucleus
Source: RefSeq, a predicted model, not a curated record
CAGACGUGGGGCGCGGUCCGCUGUCGGAAGUCAGCGUUGGACGCUAGUGGACAAAGAAAGCUGUGCUGUGGGACCGCCACCGAACAGGUAUUUGUGACAAAUCGGGCUGCCUGUCUUUGGACUCGCUCGAUGGAAGUAGUGUUUUUGUUUGUGUAUGGGACCCAUGCAGCAACUGCAUAUUCCAAAUGUGACCUAACAAGGGUGAGGUACAACUUCUCCUUGACUGAAGUUGAACAGUGAUGAAAAUUGUGUCUCAAGAGAUGUAGGAUUCCUGUUGCAUUCACUGUUGCAUGAUGCGCCUGACUAUUCCAGCGUAGAUCAUUCUGGAUUUUGAUACCAAGUGUAUGAAAAUCAACAGGUUUCUGACAUCCCGUCUUUGGAAUGACUUCAGACUUGUACAGAGAUUGGAUUUAGGACUUAGUGCUGCAAACGUGAUUCUAUGAUGCUUCGCUGUCUCCAUGUUCAAUAUUACAAGAUGCAAAACAUUCCGGAGGGCGAAGAGCGAAACAAUGGAUCCUGAGAGGCCACCGGAAACUGUCGGUUUGAACACCAGAGAGAGUGAAGAAGAUCCAAAGAAGCUUGCAGGUUCUGAGGAGUUACCGCCAGCACCAGCAGAGCCCGAGUCAGAGUCUGUGGAUAUCAAAGAAGAUAAGGAGGGACAGAACAGUACAAAGGAAGAUGAAAGACAACCAUCGCAGCCGCAGACCAGGACGUUGGAACAGAAUUUCCAGACAGGAGACUCCAAUGAAUCAUCACAUCAAGAUCCAUCUGAGUCGCUUGAUUCUUCAGGACAAGAAUAUCAUCGUCCAUUGAACACAGAAGGAGAAAUGUUUGUCUGCUCUGUAUGUGGGAAGCGAUUUAAAACAUUAGUAUGGAUGGAAAAGCACCGAGACACACACACAAGAGGAAGAGUGUUCCAGUGCUCUGACUGUGGAAAGAGUUUUAAUCAGUUACAUAGCCUGAGAAAUCACUGCAACAUUCACAGCCACGAGAAACCAUACACGUGUUCUAUAUGUGACCGGACCUUCAGUGGAUCAGACAGCUUGAUGAUGCACAAAUGCAAUGAUACAGGAGAGCAACCCUAUAAGUGUGGCGUCUGUGGGAAGGGGUUCAGUUACCCAUCCAAGCUGGAAACUCACUGGCGCAGUCACACAGGGGAAAGGCCCUUCAGUUGCUCAGUGUGUGGAAAGAGGUUCACUCAGACUUCCAACCUUCUGACUCACCAGCGCAUUCACUCUGGGGAAAGACCAUUCACCUGUUCAGUGUGUGGAAAAGGAUUCACUGGUUCGUCCAACCUGCAGAUACACCAGCGCACUCACACAGGGGAGAGGCCAUUCAAUUGCUCUCUGUGUGGGAAGGAAUUCACUCAAGCAUCCAGUUUACUUACCCACCAGCGUAUUCACACUGGGGAGAGGCCAUUCACCUGCUCCAUGUGUGGGAAGGGAUUCACUCGGUCCUCACAUCUACUGACUCACCAGCGCAUUCACACUGGGGAGAGGCCUUUCACCUGCUCUGUGUGUGGGAAGGGAUUCACUCGGUCCUCGCACCUGGUGACACACAGACGGGUUCACACUGAUGACCGACCCUUUAAAUGCUCUGAGUGUGGAAAGACAUUUAAGGGCUCUGAAGAACUUAUGAAACAUCAACGUAUUCACACUGACGAAAGGCCAUGUGGUUGUACCCUCUGUGGGAAGAGGUUCAGGCAGUUGUCUCAUUUGCUUACUCACCAGCGAGUUCACACUGGGGAGAGACCAUUCAGCUGUUCUGUAUGUGGGAAAGAAUUUACUCAGUCCUCCCAUCUUCUAAGGCACCAACGACUUCACAGUGGGGAGAGGCCUUUUAUCUGCUCCACAUGUGGCAAGGACUUCAGCCAGUGGGCUGAUUUGCUGACGCAUCAGUGUACAGCGAACAAUCAGGCGCAGGCAAACACAGAACCACUGGUCUUCCUUCAGUUCCAGGUUUUUGUCAAAGGCAUUAUGUAAAGAACAAAACUGGAAAAUUCAAGGGUGGAUAAGAAUCUCACUGAUUGGAGGAGUUGCCACAUUGUGAGAAGUUCUAAAUGGAUUCUACAGGGGCUUCAAAUUGGAACCAUUGUUAUUGCUAAUUUCCAUCGAUGACUUGGACUCAAAAUGUCAGUGCAACAAUUUGGAAUUACAGAUGUGAUGAUCAGUGAACUCCAAGACGCCAGGUGAGAAAUGGCCAUAGUUGUAGGCUGCAGAACAUAGGUAACUAUGUAGGUAGAGUUCUGAGGUGGAGGAAUUUGAUGAAGACAAGUAAUCCAGGAAUGUAGAUGUUAUGGAAGAUUGCAGAAAAUGAUGGUAAAGAUGAAAGACUGAAAAUUAAACUCAAUUUGUCCAGCAUAUGUAGAACAGAUGCCUGUAAGGUAUAAGACAAGUGAGUGAUCUUGUCAUACAAUACCUUUAGUGUUGUGAUUAGUUUAAAACAUGAGCAAGAGUUCACUGCUGCCGUACUGUCAGGUGGCUGAGCUAUAAGGAAACCAGUUUGAGACUACAGUGUUUUCAAUGUGUCCUUACUGCUGUUUUUCAAUUAGGAAGGAAUAGAGGAUCUAAAUUGACUGUUACUUUAAAUGGAAACUAGGACAUAGAUUUACAGGAUUUAAAAUAUUUUUAAUAAGGCAGGGUGUAGGAUUCUUUCAUGUGGAAUAACUGACACACUGAACAAACCACCCAAAUGAAAUAAGAGGUGAAAACAUGCAAUGUCUUGAGGUAAUUGUUGCCUCCAUUGCCUGAAACUGUCUCCAACUCCAGCAGCUAGGGUUUACUGUUGAACUAAACAAUCUUCAUCCUGGAACUUGGGAGUAGUUUUAGGCUGAGGCACAAACCCGUAUAACUGGGCUGGAGAUUCACAUACUGGGUAUAAAGCAAAUAAGCCAAUAUUUUUUUUAGAAUUGUCUGGUCCUCUGUCUCUGAAGUAAAACAGAGACAACAGCAAGAGAAAUAGAGGGUCAGAGACUGCUGGGCAGUGUAUAAUAUAUGCAGCUUAUCAGGGGUAAAGGGUAUUGUGGAGUGGUUACUACUGUAAAGGAGGCAAUGCAGAAACUAAUAUGGGCCAAUACUCAUGUGAAAGCUGGCCAGUACACAUAUCAGUACUAACAUCUGUGUUAUGAAUGUAUUUGUGUCACAGGGUAACACAAUGUAGAUUAGGUGAAAGCUCGAGCAGGAGUCAUCAAUUUAAUGCAGUUAAAGAAGGAUCAAUGUUAACAGUAACAGCCUAGUAUGGGAGCAGUAUGCCUGGAAAAAGUGUGAAUGUUUAUUACUGUGCAAGUUUCUUCUUGUCUACUGGUAAGACAUGAAAUCUAUUACUUUUUAGUGAUGCUGUCGUUUAUGCUGUACCUCGCUGCCACCUGGUGCAGUAACAAAAGGAUCACAUGACAAUAAUCUUGGGAUUGGCAUGUUCAGACUAUGCCACCUAAUAUUGCAUUGAAACUAUUUGUAAAUAUGAACUGUUUUCAGUAGUUUUGUAUUCAAUGCUGACAGUUCACUCGAUAUUGAAGUUUACAUGCUCCUAUUUGUAAGUAUAUAGGCAUAUAGAAUGCUUGUACUUUGUCUAUUCAAUAAACCAAGUUGAUUUAAUUUUGGUGUUAAAACUUUUACAAUUUGUGUUACUCAGCUCACCUGAUUUGUUGGAAGACAUGAUAUGAAGUUGGCGGAGAGCAUUGAGACACUGCAUGGCGCUGUAAGGAUGGGAAAGAAGAAAAAGUUGUUUGGAGUAAGAUAGCAAGCUAUCCACAGAGGUGUACAGGGAGGGAACACAUACUCAGUAGUUUUAUUUUGUGUGGAAAAGAUCUUCAGUAUCAUUUUCUUAUUAGAAGUUUGUAUCCAAACUCAAUGGUGGAAGUGAGUGGUUUACAAUUCCAGGUACUACUUUGAACAAAACAGAUGAAUAAUCAGAGCAAUGUAGAUAGAGGAAUAUGUGAUAUUGUCAUCAAUUUGACUGUAAAAAUUCCAGCCUGUUCAAUGCAAGAAGCCCUGCAUGAUCUAGAGUUUUUUCAAAACUUAUGAAGAGUUUGGUAUCAGUGAGCAUGAAGA